CGAGACGAAGAUGCGGCGGGGGUGGAAGAUGGCUCUGUCUGGGGGGCUGCGGUGCUGCCGCCGGGUACUGUCCUGGGUGCCAGUGCUCGUUAUUGUCCUCGUCGUGCUCUGGUCCUACUAUGCCUACGUCUUUGAACUCUGCCUGGUGACUGUUUUGAGCACAGCAGAAAAAGUUAUCUACCUCAUACUCUACCAUGCUAUCUUUGUGUUUUUUGCCUGGACCUACUGGAAGUCUAUCUUUACACUCCCACAGCAGCCAAACCAGAAGUUCCACUUGUCCUAUACAGACAAGGAGCGCUAUGAAAAUGAAGAGAGACCUGAGAUCCAGAAGCAGAUGCUCAUUGAUAUGGCCAAGAAGCUACCAGUUUACACAAGAACCGGGAGCGGAGCUGUACGAUUCUGUGACCGGUGCCACCUGAUCAAGCCAGACCGCUGCCACCACUGUUCUGUCUGUGCCAUGUGUGUUUUAAAAAUGGACCAUCAUUGCCCUUGGGUUAAUAACUGCAUUGGAUUUUCCAACUACAAAUUCUUCCUUCAAUUCUUAGCUUACUCUGUUCUCUACUGCCUGUACAUUGCUACAACAGUCUUCAGCUAUUUCAUCAAAUACUGGAGAGGGGAAUUGCCCAGUGUUCGCUCUAAGUUCCAUGUCCUUUUUCUGCUCUUUGUGGCCUGCAUGUUUUUUGUCAGCCUUGUGAUUCUAUUUGGUUACCAUUGUUGGCUUGUCAGCAGAAACAAAACUACCUUAGAGGCCUUCUGCACUCCAGUGUUUACAAGUGGCCCAGAAAAAAAUGGAUUCAACCUUGGCUUCAUUAAAAAUAUUCAACAGGUGUUUGGAGAUAAUAAGAAGCUCUGGUUAAUACCUAUUGGGGCCAGCCCUGGUGAUGGACACUCCUUCCCUAUGAGGUCUAUGAAUGAGUCACAGAACCCAUUGCUAGCAAAUGAAGAACCCUGGGAAGAUAAUGAAGAUGAUAAUCAAGAUUACCCAGAAGGACUAUCAUCUCUUGCUCUGGAAACAGAAACAUAGCAGUUUUCACAUUUCCUCCAUCUGCUAGACAGGACCCACUAUCUCCCAUGAGACUUACAGAAUUCAAUGUUGGGAAUCACUCUUAUCUUCAAAUCACCACGUUGGACUGAAAUAUUCAGAAAUUCAAAGCAUUUCAUCAAAUACUUGCUGUGCAGAUGUUUCAGGACUUUACACAUUAUUUAAUUUACUGACAAAAUUCAAAUUUAACAACAAUUACUUUUAAACUAGUUUCUUUUUCUUCCUCACUCUUUUUCCAAUCCAAGAAAGCCAUGUAAGACAUAUAUCUCUACAUUCAUCUUCUCAGGCAAAUGGGAACUUAAAAGAUUUCUUUUGAGCCUUAAUUAUUCCAGAAAGACUAUCAUAUCUAUAGCAUCUAUUUAAUAUUGAGGGGAAUUGGGAUAUAUUUGCUGUUUGUGUGCAUGUGCAUUUAUGAAUAUGUAUUUUGAAGAAUAGCUAUACAAAAUUCUGCCAUCAUGUCAUAAAAAUUAAGCUUAAAAAAGGGAUUUUAAUUAAUCAUAACUUUACCCUAAAGAGAAGUUUAUAUAUUUACUGAGCUUUCAACCUUCCCAUAUCAGAUAUCUGAAAUUUGAGAAAAUGCAACACACUGUGACCAAAGUCCUCAGAUUGAGAAUUUUCACAGAGGCUCCUCAAAGCACUAUAAGUAAUAUGCAAGAUCGAAUCAGAUCAGUACAGAUUUCUACUUUUUUAAACAACAACUAGGGUUUUAAAGACUUAGUACUAGGCUGUGGUAAGAUUCUUUAGUUAUUUGUAUUCAUUCUUCUGCUGUCUAGGUCUACUUUGACCUUUAUAUGAAACUUUUACAAUGAAAAAAUAAUAAGGCUAAGUUAUGGACCAUCAGUUUUAAAAAAGGUGUUAAAGGUGACUUUCAGGUUGAAUUACAGUGCUGUUCAAAGGAUGAAAAUUCCAUUGUUGACAUUAUCUGAGGAUUAACAAAAGAUCUGUGUUUUCACAGCAGGAGUUAAUGUACAGAUAGUGAUAACUGAACAGUAAUAUGUCAAUCUUUUCUUCAAGCUUUAGUGGCAACACAACCAUUAAGAUAGUUUACAUUCAUUUCCCCAUUUCUUUAUAAUCAACCUGUCUUUCAGUUCCACUGCCUGAAUCAAUGAGUAUGGAGACUAAUGAUGCUUUUUUAUGCUAAUAACUUGAGAGUGUUGAUGUUUUUCACAUUUUGACCAGUGUUGUAGUGCUCAACUCCUGACAAUAAGCCCCCAACUCUGAAAGAGAACAGUGCAAGUUAGAAUUAUCUGAGAUAUCAAAAAAUUGAACCAUUUGUAGGAUGGUUUGUUUUACUAAAUUAGCUUCCUAAAAUCUUUUUGAGUGAAAAAAGUCAGUUGCCUGCCACAGGUAACUCUAACUCAUUGUUAGAGUUCCAGCACAACUGAGAAAGUAAGUAUUGCAGCUACUUUACACAAUAACAAACCCUGUUUACUUAUAUCUGAUAGGUACUUUAGAUAAAUGUGAGACUUUCAGCAUAAUAUAAAUAGACUUUGGUGAGAUUUUCAUUUGAGAGAAUACUAAACAUGACUAAAUCUAUUAGGACCGGAAGUAAGGGAUUGUGUCUUAAACUCAGUAACUAAGGAACAGCGUAAUAGACUUUGAAUGCUGAACUUCAUGAAGAAGUCUUAUACAUUCAGAUUCAAAGAUUUUCCCUCUUUCUAUUUUCCUUCCAAAACUUUUCUUGUUUCAAUUUCUCAAAAACUUCUUUGGCUAUCUACAUAGUUUUAUGAUGGACAGGUUUUGUUUUCUAUUGUAUGCAAAUAUAUCUUUCUAUAAGUACAGGAAGAUUGUUUACGUCAUAUCAAGUAGGCCUCAAAGCAAUCUUCCUCUUUCCUAUCUGUCACCAUCUGCCAAGAGUAUAGACAACGCAGCUGCUAUUUAUGAUUCAAAGUCAGAAAGGCAUGAAGAACUUCUCUGACGCAUAGCAUGUUUUAGGACUAAAUGUCCUCACAAAAGACAGUAUUAGCAAACUACAGGGAAACACUUGAGAGGUAGAGCUCUGUGUAGCUAUAAUGUGACACUGAUUUUUUUAUGUCUAGCCCUAACUCUAUAUGCUAUUUUCCAGAAGGUCAAAUGAAUUAGAGAUUUACUCAGGGACUUGGAGAAAAAGGAAACCCUAUUCUUAUUGUAGCACUUUGAUCCUAUUAGUUUGUAGAUUGAUAAUAGCCCUAUCUGUAGAUCAUUUGAAAAUUGACUACUCUGCAUAUCCAUCAACUGGUUGAUUAUUGAUCAAGAAGAUAGAGAGGUUUGCUUAAUAAUAAGCAAGCCAUGAUCUGGCUCCUUGUCCUUCUUAUCAGUGGAACCCUGUUCAACAACCUCUGUGGGAUCUCAUUCCUUAAUUUAUGGUAAUCUUUUUUCCUGUUUUCAACAUGAAAGUGUUUGUUAAGAUCUUACAUCUGAAAGGUGCUAUGUAACUCCCUAGUGCUCUUCUAUGUCUUUAAUUGCAUCACUGGGAUGAAAAAUUUAACCAUAAUGGUAUUUCUAAGUUACAUGCUUCAGUCUUUCUUCCAAUCUUUUAUGCUGAUGUCUUGCUUAGAUGGCUUAGAGUACUUUGUUAAUGUUCCUCUAUUUGAUUCAACAGUAUCCUUGGAAAGAGACAAAAUAAAAAUUACUUAUCCUGUGGUAGAGCUGGAAAAAUUAAGGAUAAGAAAAUGAUAUAAUGCUAUCCAAAACAACAUAGAUAUGUUUAAAGUGCACAAUGACUUGAAUUUUUCAUACUGGAAUUACCAUGGAGCAGCUUAAAAUCCCAAUAACAAUGAAGAUAGGCUCAUAUUCCAAAGUAGUCUAAUUUUGUCCAAAAUAUUGAAGCACGCCAUUUAUACAACUCUUACAUUUUAAUUGAGUAUGUAUAUCUUUUUCCCAUUGGUCUUGUGUGGCACAUAAAUUUCCCAAAAUAUGGUAUUGGCCAGUGCCAUAAUCCUCUGUAGCAUCAUUAAAUCCCAAUUUCAGGGCUGGUUUUGCAAGAAAUACAAUGUGCUUCCCCAUGUUUCUGCCAAAUUGUGCAAUCUCCUGUCAUUUAAAUUAAUAGAGAUUCAAGCAAAGUCAUAGCAAGUAUGGAUAUCUAUUAUUAUAAUUCAGAACUUAAAUGUAAUUAGGCCCAAAUAUACAGGAAUAUGAAUCACUCAAAACCUAUCUCUUUUUUUUAAUCUUAGGGAGGGUCGACAGGGUGUUC
Messenger RNA from Octodon degus (degu), 4214 nucleotides. RefSeq names its product zinc finger DHHC-type containing 15 (gene Zdhhc15). Gene Ontology annotation, cellular component: endoplasmic reticulum; Golgi apparatus. Gene Ontology annotation, molecular function: protein-cysteine S-palmitoyltransferase activity. Bases 11 to 1024 code for a protein of 337 amino acids. The record is from RefSeq and is a predicted model, not a curated record. NCBI's taxonomy places the organism in Eukaryota, Metazoa, Chordata, Mammalia, Rodentia, Octodontidae. Gene Ontology annotation, biological process: protein targeting to membrane; peptidyl-L-cysteine S-palmitoylation; synaptic vesicle maturation. The transcript is spliced from 12 exons.